ACAAAGAAGAAGAACAAGAAGCUAUCCUCCAGUGAUGAUGAUAUUAACCGCAACAAGCCCCUGUCCUGUACACUGCUGCACUUAACUGUAGUUUGGAGUCGGUUUGUUUUUUCACCAGCAAAAGUCGCAUUAAAUGGAGACUAGUAGGACCAUGCGUGUUGUCGGCAGGGUCAAAAGAAAGCAAGCCCGAAUUCACAAUGCGGAGGGAGUGAUUUUUUUAAGUUAAAGAUAAUUUAUUAGCUUUGACUUUGGUGGCUUCAUACUAGUAAACGGAGGAGAUAACGUUAGCUAAUGUUUAGCUAACGUUGAGUUAACUCUGUAUGACGGCUGUUGGGUAUCAACUAAUGGCGUUAAACAGCUAGCUAGGUAGCUAACAGCUACGUAAAUUAGUUUGCAUUGACCUAAUGUUAGCAGCGUAACUUCGUAACGUCUUGCUGUAAUAAUUAGCUGAUCUGAGACAUUCCACUGUUUACAGUAAGUUUAGGUGACUUGUGUCCACGGCAUUCAUGUGGUGGUCUGAUGGGGUUUUUAAGGAUCAUGAUGCCGGCAAAGUUCCAGCUUUUGGCUGUUUUGACAUUUGGAGUGGCCAUGCUCUUUAUUGAGAACCAAAUCCAGAAACUGGAAGAGUCAAGAGCCAAACUCGAACGUACAAUUGCCAGACACGAGGUGGCUGAAGUAGAGCAGCGUCACAGUGAGGACGCUGGCCGGGAUUUGUCACCACUGGCAGAAAAAGAUGACAUGGUCAUAAUCUACAACAGAGUGCCGAAGACGGCCAGCACAUCCUUCACUAACGUCGCCUACGACCUGUGUGGGAAGAAUCGCUUCCAUGUCCUACACAUCAACACAACCAAAAACAAUCCUGUCAUGUCUCUACAGGAUCAGGUGCGCUUUGUCAGGAAUGUCAGCUCAUGGAGAGAGAUGAAGCCCGGCUUCUACCACGGCCAUGUAGCUUAUCUGGACUUCUCAAAAUAUGGGGCAAAGGGUAGGCCCAUGUACAUAAAUGUGGUGAGGGACCCCAUAGAGCGCCUAGUGUCUUACUACUACUUCCUGCGCUUUGGAGACGACUACAGACCCGGGCUUCGGCGAAGGAAACAAGGAGACAAAAAGACCUUUGAUGAGUGUGUGUCAUCGGGGGGGUCUGACUGUGCUCCUGAGAAGCUCUGGCUGCAGAUCCCCUUCUUCUGCGGCCACCAUUCAGAGUGCUGGAAUGCAGGCAGCAGAUGGGCCCUGGAGCAGGCCAAAGCCAACCUGGUGAACGAGUACCUGCUGGUGGGAGUGACGGAGGAGCUGGAGGACUUCAUCAUGAUGCUGGAGGCAGCCCUGCCGCGCUUCUUCAGGGGAGCCACAGAGCUCUACAGAACAGGAAAGAAGUCCCAUCUGCGAAAGACCACUGAAAAGAAGCCCCCCACCAAAGAGAUGAUAGCCAAGCUGCAGCAGUCCGACAUCUGGAAAAUCGAAAAUGAGUUUUAUGAGUUUGCACUCGAACAGUUUCAAUUUGUGCGUGCUCAUGCUGUCAGGGAAAAAGAUGGGGAGCUUUAUGUCCUGGCUCAGAGCUUCUUCUAUGAAAAGAUCUACCCCAAAAUGAACUAAACGUGUAGGUAGAAAAGAGAGCCGAGGGGGACGGGGGCUUUCCAGGACUCUGUUAGAAGUCGUUUACACUGGGAGGAAGUUCAUCAAGAGAUGCUGGUGAAGCCUGUUACAGUACAGGAAAUCCCUUUCAGAGUGCACAGUGGAAUUUCUACGACAGAUGGGACUCAUUUUUUUAUGUGGAACAUCUGAAAACCCAAACACAAAAAGCCUUUGAUUAAUGAAGUUUGGGUUUUGGGUGGAUCGUCAACAUAAAAGCAGCAAGCCUCAAGUUUUAAACCAUUUUAAAAAUGUGUUUAUCUGACUGAUUCAAAAAGGAUAUAAGCGCACCAAAGCUGUUUGGCUCCCUGUUGUAUUAUUUUGUGCACAUUCUACAUUUUAGGUGCACAAAAUCUUGUUUACAAGUUGAAAAUAGGGGUGCAACAGAUCA
Etheostoma cragini (Arkansas darter) is the source of this 2017-nucleotide messenger RNA. It is a transcript of the gene hs2st1b, whose product is annotated as heparan sulfate 2-O-sulfotransferase 1b. Gene Ontology annotation, molecular function: heparan sulfate 2-sulfotransferase activity. The record is from RefSeq and is a predicted model, not a curated record. The transcript is spliced from 7 exons. Gene Ontology annotation, cellular component: membrane. Bases 520 to 1590 code for a protein of 356 amino acids. Lineage: Eukaryota; Metazoa; Chordata; Actinopteri; Perciformes; Percidae.